Molecule: messenger RNA, 4427 nt
Organism: Hippocampus comes (tiger tail seahorse)
Lineage: Eukaryota; Metazoa; Chordata; Actinopteri; Syngnathiformes; Syngnathidae
Gene: srebf2
Product: sterol regulatory element binding transcription factor 2
Exons: 20
Coding region: 213-3581 (1122 amino acids)
Biological process (GO): positive regulation of transcription by RNA polymerase II; positive regulation of cholesterol storage
Cellular component (GO): nucleus
Molecular function (GO): DNA-binding transcription factor activity, RNA polymerase II-specific; RNA polymerase II cis-regulatory region sequence-specific DNA binding; protein dimerization activity
Source: RefSeq, a predicted model, not a curated record
AUGACGUAACUACGGUAAAACAAUAUGGCGUCUUCGGCCGACAUCAUUAUUUGUAAAUGAGUACAGCCGGAUAGACCGCUGCCUCUUUUGAGGCGCUGGUGUCCGACUUCAACUUUUGAGCACAACAAAUAAAUAUUAGGGGCCUGCGUGUGUGUUGGCUUCUGUUUGGAUUCAACUCGAGCCGAGAGCUGUGUCGGUGACGGCGGUCAAGGAUGGACUGUGGAGAGUACAUGUCUCCAAUGGAGAACGUGGACCCGACUUUGGAAUUAGGAGAUGGCUUAACACAGGGGGACAUCGAUGAGUUGUUUCAGCUCGUCAACCCGGUGGGGGACUUCCUCGACUUGUUUGCGGAGCAGAUGAGCUCCGCCGACACUCUGAGCACUGCCACUCGACCGGCCAAUCAAAACAGUGGACCCGCCCAACCGGCAACCCCAGUUGCUUACAACGGCUCCAGUGUUGGCCUUUCUGCCCCGCAGACAUUGUCCCCCAGGUCCGGGUCCCUCCCCCCGGCUCUCUCUCCUGCUCAGAGCCCCUCCGCGACCACAGCAUCCGCAGUACCGCAGCAGGUGACCCGCAGCCCCCCGCCCCUUCAGCCGCGGCCUCAGGUGGUCCAACCCAUCCAGCCCCACCUCAUGGCCCAGCCCACCAUUCAGAUGCAGACCCGGCGAGUCCCAGUUCACACUUUGGUUCCAACACCCAUCCAGACGCCGGCGGCCCAAACUGUAAUGAUUGCCUCCAGUGGUGGGCAGUCCCAUUUUAUCCAAAACCCAGUCAUCUGUCACCAAAGCCCUACACCUGGUUACCCAGUACUUCAGCCACAGAUGCAAAGUCUGAUGACAUCGCCCCAACUGCAUCCAGUGACCAUUCACCAGCACCUUCUGACAACUGGUCAGGCCAUUCUUUCUACAGCGCCUACUACAGUCCAUGCUGUGCCACAGCAGGUGCAGCAGGUUUUGGUUCAGCAGCCUCAGAUUUUGAAGACAGAUUCCCUGGUUCUGUCCACCAUGCAAAACCCAGCAGGGAUCACAACAUUGACCACGCCCCUCCCGAACACAACACUGCAAGUUCCGACACUGAUGGGUGGCAACCUCCUGACUCCUGUUCUGGGAGGCGGAGAAAAGCUGACAAUCAAACAACUGCAGCCAGGCUCCUCCCACUGCGCAAACGGCUCCAUAUCAAGCAUAGAGACGAGCCCUAUGACUGGAGGGGUGGUGAAGGAGGGUGAGAGGAGGACCACCCACAACAUCAUUGAAAAGCGGUACCGGUCAUCCAUCAAUGACAAGAUUGUGGAGCUGAGAGACUUGGUCGUAGGCAAUGACGUCAAGAUGCAUAAGUCGGGUGUGUUGAGUAAAGCAAUCGACUACAUAAAGUACCUGAAGCAGGCCAACCACAAACUUCGACAGGAAAAUCUGUCUCUUAAAAUGGCAAACCAGAAGAACAAGUCGGUGACACUGUCUGAGGAUAUGGAACCGAAAGAGGAAAUUGCAAUGAUGUCCCCUCCAGCCUCUGAUUUGGGCUCAGUCUCCCCUCACCAGUUCUCUCCCUACGGUGUGGAUUCUGAGCCCAGCAGCCCCUUAAUCGAUAACGAUCAGAUGAAGUGUGAGCCAGACUCUCCUUCCUCUGUCGGAGUGAUGGACGGCUCUCGCUUGCUUCUCUGCGCUCUGACCUUCUUCUGUCUCUCCCUGAAUCCACUGCCCUCUCUGUUGGGUUCCGAGAGCUCAGAAAGUCUCUCUCCCGGGCACGGGCCCUCUAGAACUCUUGUCUGGUUCCCGAGCCCCACCCAAGAUUUUGCGACUUGGCUGCGUUGUCUGUUGCCAUGGGUGAUGGCUUGGCUGCUGAGUGGUUUGGGAGCAGUUUGGGGUUGUGUGCGGGUGCUCUACCUCUGGGAACCCGUCACGCCGCUUCACUCCCCCAAGUCGGUGUCUUUCUGGAGACACCGAAAGCAAGCUGAUGUUCACCUUAAGAGAGGAGAUUAUCCUGCGGCAUUGACCAGUUUAAAGACCUCCUUGUCCAUCUUGACCAGAGCGUUGCCUUCCACCAAACUGGACCUCGUCUGCUCGUUAUCCUGGAACCUGAUUCGGUAUUUUUUGCAUCGCCCAACCCCUCUCGGAUGGCUCGUUCACCAAAUCAGAGGCAAACAUGAGGGGGAUGAGGCGAGGACAAGCGCCAAGGAUGCUGCUCUGGUAUACCAUCGUCUGAGCCAGCUGCAACUCACUGGAAAGCUGCCCCAGCGAAGCAGCUGGUGGGCGCUGUCGCUGUCUCUGAGCGCUGUCAACCUCAGUGAAAGCGCUCAAGGAAAGAUGGCCCCCGCUCAACUCGCCGAGAUCUACGUCACCGCGGCCGCAGCCAUGCGCACCGUACUGGGUCUCCAUAUCGCCUGUCUGCCCGGUUACUUACUGAGUUGUGCAGAGCGCAUCGCAAAUCAAUGCGAAGCAAAGCACAUUCCUGACUCCCUGCGCUGGCUCUUCACCCCGCUGGGCAGGCACUUCUUUCUAAGCUGCGAUUGGUCAUUGAAUUCGGAGAGCAGCGAUGGGGUGUUCACAUCGCAGAGAGACCCGGCGGACCCCGUUGCCCAGUUGCACCGCUGUUUCUGCAGAAAGUUGCUUGAGAGAGCCGUUCACACGCUCAUACAGCCUCAAAGUGACUCUGAAGCGGGCAAACAUAAAACCGGCUCUGGGGACUUUUCCAGUGCUCUGGAGUUCCUGCAGCAGUUGAAUAAGUGCACAGAGGACUCUCCGUCAGCUCCUCCCUUCUCAACUCCUCCCAGUCACGUCACCACACCCGUGAGAGAUUCAGUGAGUCGGUGGUGGGCUUCGGUGCUAAAAGCUGCCGUCUAUUGGCUUCAGGGUGAUGAUGUCACCGUCAGGUCUCUGUUGGUCGAAGCAGAGCGAAUGCCGAGAACUCGACACACUCUUGACCACCCUCUGCCCAAAGCUGUGCAGUCCCUCUGCAAGUCGGUUCAGAUGAGUCUGUCACCUCUAAAGGGAGAAGGAACCGCAGCCUGCCUGUCCCGUUGCGACCAAGCCAGCAGCUACCUGCGCUCCAGCAUCUCCGUGCCUCUUGGCCAGCCUGGCGACUACUUAAACAAGGCGAUGGAGCUCUUGGUAUGUGACCUUCUACUGACCUUGAGGACCAGUUUAUGGCAACGAGGAAGCAGCACUAAUGGGGAACCUGGCCCAGCAUCUGCAUCUCAGUUGGCCGGUUUUCAAAGUGACCUCAGUGUGCUCAGAAGACUCACGCAGUGCUCCAGACAGACCCAGCAUAAGGUGUUCCUCCACGAGACCACAGUGAGGCUGAUGGCCGGAGCUAGUCCCACACGGACGCACCAGCUGCUGGAUCACAACCUGCGACGCCGGACGCACGGCCUCCACGCUGCAGAGGGUGAGCGGGAGCGGGCUCAUGCCAUUCUGCUGGCCUGCGGCCACCUGCCCAUGCCCCUGUUAACCCCGGCCGGGCAUCGCGCCCAUCUGCUGGCCGAGGCCAAACGCACGCUGGAGCGGGUGGGAGAUCGUCGAUCCCUGCAAGAUUGUCAGCAGAUCCUGUUGCGCCUGAGCGCCGGCACGACCGUCGUAGCAUCCUGAACGCUCGCACACACACAAACCCGAAGGCUACCGUUGAUUGAACUCAUCAAUUUAUAGCAUAUAAAUGACAAGCGCCAAUUUUGUACGCCCAAUACAUUUUCAAGCCCGUUUCGGCAUCUCUCCCGAUGCUGAGCUUUUGAACAAUCUCGCCACCUUUUGGUCAUUCACAGUACAAAGUUGGCUCACUGGCACAUCACGUGUUGGUGGAGGUGGGGGGGCUUCCAAAGACAAGGGGAACAGUUUAUAAAUAACUGUUCAAAUUCAUGCCAUCGCAGAGGUGCAUCAUUUAGCUGUUUAAUGCCAAGCUUCACAAUAAUCAGCACUUCUUAACAUCUCAAUCGCUCGGCCAGCUCCGUUUCCAAGGGCUGUAAAAUACAUACUCAUGAAAAUCAGACCGGUUUACUUUCAACUAUUAAAGAGUGUCGCUUCUUAUCUACCUCAUUCACAGUACAUUAUACUGUGGGGGAAAUCAGAAUACCCAAGCGCCAGGUCGCUUAUUCUCAAUUGGAAGUCAGAAUGUGCAGCUUUCAGUCAUAAUUCUGCUGCUAAUUAAUCGAGUUUGAUACAAACGCUUCCUGACACAGACAACACAUCUUGUAGAACAUGUAAAAAUGAUUGCAUAUUUACAGUUUGUACUUUGGUUGUAAAUCCAAAUAGAACAACUAUUAAAAAUAGAUUGAAUAGUAAGCGUUUGCGUAAUUGUUCCAAGAAAACCCACGUUGUAGAUCACAUCACAGGCAAUUGUUCCUCGUCAGGUCGAUCUGAUGGCUGGACCACCUGAACAGUUUGAGCUGUCUUGCCCCAAUUGUCAAAAUAUUUUCCUGAGUUUUAAAAAAUAUUUCCGUU